Messenger RNA from Arachis ipaensis, 1926 nucleotides. Lineage: Eukaryota; Viridiplantae; Streptophyta; Magnoliopsida; Fabales; Fabaceae. The record is from RefSeq and is a predicted model, not a curated record.
GAAGCUCUGUAUUCGAUUUCCAUAAGGUGAUACCUUUGCAAUUUCAUCUGCAAUUGAUGCUUGAAAAUAGUGGAAUACAAAUUUAUAGCACAUUCAUUAGCUAUAAUACCUUGAUGCACAAUUGGCACACUAGUUUUUUGAGAGUGCCGCUUCUGUUAAUACGCGAUCUCUGUGAAGACGGUUGAAAUACCAUUCGGUUAUAGAUAUAGUUGGUUAUAUACUUAUAGUGUCAUACAUAUACUCUAGAAUUGUAAAUGAUAUAGAAUUUAGGUGGCUUUUAGGGAAUUAGGAUAGAAAUUUGUUUUGUUUUUGGGAGUUUCGUAUGGAGAGUAAAUCAAUUGUUCUGUUGGAAAGAUAUGAGUUAGGAAGAUUACUAGGGCAGGGUACCUUUGGGAAGGUUUACUAUGCACGGAGUGCGAUAACUAACCAGAGUGUGGCUAUUAAGAUGAUUGACAAAGAUAAGGUUAUGAAAACUGGGCGUGCCGAACAAAUCACGCGCGAGAUAUCUGUUAUGAGAAGGGCUAGGCAUCCCAAUAUUAUACAGCUUUUCGAGGUUAUGGCCACCAAGACUAAGAUUUACUUUGUUAUUGAAAUUGCUAAAGGUGGUGAACUCUUCGACAAGGUGUCCAAGGGAAAACUCAAGGAAGAUGUUGCUCACAAGUAUUUUAGGCAGCUAAUCAAUGCAGUAGAUUAUUGUCACAGUAGAGGCGUAUACCACAGAGAUAUAAAGCCGGAGAACAUUCUGUUGGAUGAAAAUGGGGACCUAAAGAUAUCUGAUUUUGGGUUAAGUGCGCUCGCGGAGUCCAAGCGGCAGGAUGGCCUACUCCAUACACCUUGUGGCACCCCUGCCUAUGUUGCUCCUGAAGUCAUCAAAAGGAAGGGAUAUGAUGGUGCAAAAGCUGAUAUUUGGUCUUGUGGAAUUGUUCUAUUUGUCUUAUUGGCAGAAGUAUGCAGGUUGUUGAGAAAGAUGCUGGAUCCAAAUCCUGAAACCAGGAUUACUAUUGCCAAGAUUACAGAAAAUUCUUGGUUUAAGAGAGGACCUAAAGCUAAGCACAAAAAACAUGACGCAGAAACCACUAGCGUCUCUUCAGGUACAGUUUCUGAUCUAAGUGAUGAAGGUGAAGGUCUAGCAGCAGAAGCAAAGGAAGAACCAGUUGUGGCAACAAGUAUAAAUGCAUUUGAUAUCAUCUCCCUUUCUGCUGGUUUCGAUCUUUCUUCAUUUUUCGAAGACAGUUUUCAGAAAAGAGAAGCAAGGUUUAGUUCAAGACAACCUGCAUCGGUCAUCUUUUCCAAGCUGGAAGAUGCUGCCAAGCGACUAAAGCUGAAGAUAAAGAAAACAGCAGCUGGCUUGGUGAAAUUGGAUGGUUUAACCGAAGGUAGGAAGGGGGUUUUAUCAAUUGAUGCCGAGAUUUUCGAGGUUACUCCUAUGUUCCAUCUGGUGGAGGUGAAGAAAUCCAAUGGAGAUACAUUGGAAUACCAGAAAAUACUGCAAGAGGGUAUAAGACCUGCACUUAAGGAUAUUAUUUGGGUCUGGCAAAAUGACCAACAGCAGCAACCACAAGAGCCAGAAGAACAGCCGCAGAUAGAUGACCAGCCGCCACAACCACCCGAGUCAUAACAGAUUCCAGAUUUUGAAGGUCUUGUUAUUCUUGUACUUUUUACUCUGUCUGUUCAUCUCAUGGGAACACCAUCUUGAUUUUCAUGAUGCAAUGACCAAAUUGUAACUUGAAUUUUCCAAUUUUUUGGCAUUUACCGGUCUUGCAUUUUCAUAAUGCAGUGACCUUAUUGUAGCAUAUGUUGUGUCUCAAUAUCAAAGUUUUAGUACAUUUCUCAGUUUUGCUCUGAAUCAGUCUCUUACUGAACUUUCCAGUUUUGAUCGGAUGAUAAUAGAACCAAAAUGUUAUAUGUCAACUUCAUUUGAGUUAA